UUGUACUCCCUCACCCAUUCUCACCUAUUCUCAGUAACUUACAAAUACUGGGCUAUAGUAUCUUGACAUUUUAGCUUUGGUUACUCCGUUUCCAAGGGGGUUUGCGUCAUUGGGUGGACGGUCCUAAUGGAGCUGACCUAGGCAGGUAGGAGACGGCCGCGUGUCCUUGCUUUGGGCCCCUCGGUGCACUGUGCCGGCUACUAGCGGCGGGCUGCCCAGAGUUCCCUUUCGACCCGCGAGUGCCCCCCGCGGAGUGUCAUACCGGAAGCAGUUCUCCCGGGAGCAUCCACUUAAGCUACUCCUUCCGGUGGCAGAGGUUAGCAUGGCCGUGGCCACGGCUCGUCUAGGGCUGCGGCCCGUGAAGCUGAUUCGGGUUCAGUUCUGUCCCUUUGAGAAGAACGUGGAGUCCACGAGGACCUUCCUCCAGGCGGUGAGCAGCGAGAAGGUGCGCUCCACCAACCUCAACUGCGAGGUGAUCGCCGACGUGAGGCAUGACGGCUCCGAGCCCUGCGUGGACGUGCUCUUCGGAGACGGGCAUCGCCUGCUGAUGCGCGGCGCUCACCUCACGGCGCGGGAGAUGCUCUCGGCCUUCGCCGCCCACGUCCAGGCCAGGGGCGCCGCGGCCAGCGGGGACAAGCCGGCCGCCGCAGCUGGGCCCUGAUCGUGCGCGAAAACCUAGAUGUCAGCUUGCAACCAGGCCUGCUGUCUAGUCCCUCGGCGCUACCUGGAGGGGUCGGGCUGGGAGAGCUCCGCCCAGACGAGGCUUUCGGACACGCCAAGAUGGGAUUGGCAAGGGAUCUGAAGGAACUUGAUUGUUUCCCCCUUAUUGAAUUUGGCUUCAUCACUCAAGUAUAUUCUAAUUAUAGUUUACCAAACUAA
This is a messenger RNA of Jaculus jaculus (lesser Egyptian jerboa), 879 nucleotides long. It is a transcript of the gene Mrpl53, whose product is annotated as mitochondrial ribosomal protein L53. NCBI's taxonomy places the organism in Eukaryota, Metazoa, Chordata, Mammalia, Rodentia, Dipodidae. The coding region runs from base 323 to 661 and encodes 112 amino acids. The record is from RefSeq and is a predicted model, not a curated record. The transcript has 3 exons. Gene Ontology annotation, cellular component: mitochondrial large ribosomal subunit.